GGACAAUGCUUUGAAAACACGACCUUGAUCUUUGGAUUGGGAAAUAGACAUCAGCUGUUUGGUCGUUUUAAGUCACAGAGGAAUAUGCGCGGUGGUGUUGUCGGCUUACACUUAUCGGGAUUUAUUUCUUCCAGGAAUGAAAAAAAUAUUAGCACGCCUUGCCCAAGGGGAUUCUGAUGAAGGAUUUGCAUCAUAUAACAAUCUUGGUAAUCAUCAAGGACCACAUCUUGCUGCUGUCGGGCGUAAUUUUAGGGUGGGUAGUUUUACACUAGUUGUGGAGUCGGUUAUUGCUGAAGGAGGAUUCGGUGUUGUAUUUCGUGUAGUCUCUCAACAUGGACAUACUUACGCUUUGAAAAGAACAUGUGUUAACAAUAAUCAUGAUCUUUCUGUUUGUAAAAGAGAGAUAAAUAUUGUAAGUUCUUUAUCACAUAAAAAUAUUAUUCGCUAUGUGGACUCGAAAAUAAUAGAUAUUCAACAAGGAAUAUAUGAAGUUUUGUUAUUGACUACUUAUUAUCCAGGUAGUUUAAGUCAACUCAUAAAUGAGCGGAAACAACACCACAGAUUUACGGAAGCUGAAGUUAUACGUAUAUUUAGUGAUAUUUGUGAAGCAGUUUGUCGAUUACACCAUUGUAAAACACCAAUUAUUCAUCGAGAUUUAAAAAUCGACAAUAUUCUUAUUGACGAUCGAAAUAAUUUUAUUCUAUGUGAUUUUGGCAGUGCAACUUCACGUGUUCUCCAUCCUGGUGUUCAUGGUCUUGGAAGAUGUGAAGAAGAAAUUUCUAGAUAUACUACUUUAGCUUAUCGUGCCCCUGAAAUGGUCAACCUAUCCUCAUCAAUUCCAUUAGGUCCACAAAUCGAUAUCUGGGCUUUAGGUUGUAUGCUGUAUUGUAUAUGCUAUUUCAAUUUACCAUUUGGUGAUAGUAUUUUAGCUAUACAAUCAGGUAAUUUUAGUCUACCAGACAAUUCACCAUAUUCUGAAAGAUUACAUAAAUUAAUUGGUUAUAUUCUUUGUGUGGAUGCAUUCAAACGUCCAGAUAUUUAUCAAGUUUGUGCAUUAGUCUUCACGCUUGCUGGUCGAAAUAAUCCUGCUCAGAAUUUAGGUAAUCUUCCAGUUCCCCUUUGGAAAGAUCUAAUUGUACCUCCACGAGAAUCUCAACUCAAAUUACCUGUCAAUUAUCAUACAUCUGAGUUAAAAUCAGAAAAUAGGCCAAUUUCUCCUUCCGUUAAUAUUCGAAAUAAAUCUUGUUCACCUGAUCAGAAACAAUCUAUUCAUCAGUCAACGGAUCAAUUUAUUACGAAUACAUCGGUAGCACCAAGAGAAAGACCACGACCUAAUUGCUCUGCUAAUAAUCGUGUAAUUGUGGGUAACACUGUAAAUUCAAUUAUUAGACCACCGAUUGUACCAUCAUCAAUGAAUAACAAUAAUAAUCCCGUUACGACAAACUUUGCCGACUUUUCCUAUUCAAAUAUACUAACUGUGUCAAAUCAAAAUAUCAGUUUGCCACUUCAAGAUUCUUUUAAUCAACAACCAUCAACAAAUUUACUGGGACAUAAACGUUGUCCAAGUGAUACAUCGUCAUUUUUGAAAAUUUUCUCUCCAAAUUUACGUCAUAUACAAAGUUUAGCAUCUUUGUCACAAAUAUCUCAAUCAUUUGAUUCAAUGGCAAAUAGUUGCUCAACUAUUGAAUACACUAGUGUAGGCAAUGUUAUUUCAAGUUCAAGAAAAGCUGAAAUGUCGACAUCGCCAUGUUUAAAUGUAAUAGACCAACCGACGACUAUUACUACUACUAGUACAACCACUACUCUUGGUGUUCAACAUGUAUCAUCUAGUGGGAAUUCCGAUAAUUUUCUCUCACCAUCACAACAACAGCAACACUUUUCAUCAACAAUGUCUUCAUCUACACCUUUACAACAUAUUCAAUGCAAUCAAACCAUGAUACAUAAUAAUAAAAAUAUGAAAACUGUCGAUAGUGUUGAUACUACUGCUACUAAUGAUUAUGAUGAUGAUCUUUUCGGUGCUGCUUUUGACGCGAUUCGCGGUAAUAGUGGUAAUAAUAAUGAUAAUAAACAUUAAUAGAUCACAAAUAACCAAUAUUCAAUUCAAUCAUUCUUUGAAAUAGUUUCCUACAAUUUGAACAAAUCCACUGUUGCUGAUGGUGUUUACUUUAUAAUAUCUACUCCACUGUAAUGUAUACAUGAAUCAAUCUGCUUAUAAAAAAUAUUCAUACAUUUUAGAUUUCAUUCAGUCAUAUGAUUUCUUCUUUGUUUGUUUUUUUUUAUCAAAAAGAAGCAUCCAAAUUUUUAGUGUUUUAGUGGAUUUAUACUUUAGAAUGGAUUGAUGAUGAUUUAACCAGUGAAUUCAAUCAGAUCUCAAAUUCUUUUUAGAUUUAAGUAGUAUAUUUAUAUUUUUUUGAUAUCAAUGGGAUUAACUUUCCUUCAUCCCUUAUUUGAACAACGCCUAUUUAUGAUUCACUUGCUAUAUAUAUAUAUAUAUAUAUAUA
Messenger RNA from Schistosoma mattheei, 2501 nucleotides. The record is from the annotation of a GenBank genome assembly. NCBI's taxonomy places the organism in Eukaryota, Metazoa, Platyhelminthes, Trematoda, Strigeidida, Schistosomatidae.